GCUCAGUUAAUUCCUCAGCCACAGAAAAACAAGGUGGGGAGAACCCCCCUCCUCUAAACUCCUCAAGUUGGACACAAACAACUUUCUGUUCCAUGGCCUCUGCAACAGCUCCACCAGCUCCAUUCACCUUCCUUUGCAGGAACCAAAGCACUCAUGAGCACAGAAAUGAUGGCAGAUGGUUGACAACAAAACAGAGAAGCCACCGUGUUGUCUUCCAGGUUUAUGCAACCCAAGAAGGUCCAAGUGGGCGAAAACGUGCUCCUCCUGGUGUUGACACAAGAAUUCACUGGGAGAACGAGGAUGAAGGAUGGGUAGGAGGAAGUAAAUCACAGUCAACUCAAGGACGAAUCAAAACAGACGAAAAAAAUCUCCUUGAUGAAAAAUUCUCGGAGCUGCUCAACAGUUCAGCUGAUUCUCACUACCAGUUCUUGGGAGUAUCUGCAACAGCUGACCUGGAGGAAAUUAAAUCUGCUUAUAGGAGGCUAUCAAAGGAGUAUCAUCCAGACACUACUACCCUUCCCAUAAGAGCGGCAUCAGAGAAAUUCAUGAAACUAAGAGAAAUUUAUGAUGUCCUGAGCGAUGAGGAACAACGUCGAUUCUAUGACUGGACACUAGCUCAGGAGGCAGCAAGCCGUGAAGCAGAGAAAAUGAGAAUGAAGCUGCAAGAUCCACGCAUGCUAGAAGUAGAAAACUGGGAAUCCGUCCCAGACAUGGUGGAUCGACUUGGUGGAAGGAACAUGGAGCUGAGUGAUCAGGCAAAAACUGCCCUCACAUUCGAUAUCUUGAUUAUUAUCUUUUCGUUUUGUUGCAUUAUAUAUGCCGUAUUCUUCAAGGAACAAUAUUAGCAGGAACACCUAUCCAUACAAUUGCGUAAUGCAUUAUACAACAACAACAUUCUAUACUGUCAA
This is a messenger RNA of Lycium barbarum (goji berry), 908 nucleotides long. RefSeq names its product NAD(P)H-quinone oxidoreductase subunit T, chloroplastic. The coding region runs from base 93 to 845 and encodes 250 amino acids. The transcript has 2 exons. NCBI's taxonomy places the organism in Eukaryota, Viridiplantae, Streptophyta, Magnoliopsida, Solanales, Solanaceae. The record is from RefSeq and is a predicted model, not a curated record.